AUGAACAUAGGUGAAGACAAUGUGAACGUAGGUGAAGAUAAUGUUAAUGCUACCGUAGAUAAAGAAUCUACUAUGUGUGAAGAUGAUGUUAAUCCGGUUCCGGAUAUUGAUAUUUUUGAUCCUAGAAAUUGGGGUGGGCUUAGUAGUAACAUGAUUAAAGAGUUGGUUACGAAAGGUCCAAAAAGAGAUAUGGAUGUUGUUAAGGGCCCCGUGGAUAAAUUUGGAAGACAUUUUUCUAAUACCAUGUACACUAUAAUUCUAUCAAAUACGUUCCGUGGGUCAAAUGAGAAGUUGUAUCAAAAAGGCAAUGGAAACUUUUUGGGUUUGGUUGAGAUGUUGGAAGAGUUUUACCUGAUUAUGAAAGAACAUGUGCGCCGUGUUUUGAAUGAAGAGUGCCAUGUACACUUUCUUGGCGACAAUAUUCAAAACGAGUUGAUACAAUUAUUAGGGGAUAAAGUUAGAACCGAAAACAUCAAGAAGGUUAAGCAAGCAAAGUAUUACUCCAUCAUCCUCGAUUGCAUGCCUGAUACAAGUCACCAAGAGCAAAUGUCCAUAAUUGUGAGGUGGCAAAUUUUGAAAGACAAUGUUAAAGGAUUAACUCUUAAAUCAUUGUCUACAACUCGUUGGGAAACUUGUAUAGAUAGUAUUAAGGCUAUAAGAACUCAACUUGGAGAUGUAAGGAAAGCUUUGCGAGAAGUUAGGGAGACGGAUAGAGAUGCUAAAAUCAAAAGUGAAGCUAAAUCAUUAGAAGAGUAUGAACUUGGUGAUUUUGAAUUUUUGGCACAAAUUGUCAUUUGGUUUGAAUUAUUAUCAAAGGUGAAUGUGAAUUAUAGAGAAGUGGGGUUCUCUAAGGCGCUUGAUGAAGCUAGAGAAAUUGCAAAAGAAAUAGGUGUUAAUGUGGAAUUCCGUAAAAAACGUGUGAUAUAUAGAAAAAACAAUUUGAUGAAUCGUCAAGUGUAG
Helianthus annuus (common sunflower) is the source of this 960-nucleotide messenger RNA. RefSeq lists its product as uncharacterized. NCBI's taxonomy places the organism in Eukaryota, Viridiplantae, Streptophyta, Magnoliopsida, Asterales, Asteraceae. The transcript has 4 exons. The record is from RefSeq and is a predicted model, not a curated record. The coding region runs from base 1 to 960 and encodes 319 amino acids.